AUGCUAGAAGAUGAAAAGAGAAGAAAAACGGCAACGGUUGUUAUGGCUGAACAACUUACAAGUUCGUGUUGUAGCUGUUGGUCGUAUAUUUUUGAUCGCAGCAGAAAAGUGUAACUAGGUGUAGCUCUACGAAAUCUUGUACUGAGGCACUACCAGUUUGUGCUGUAGGUACCAGCCGAUGGUAACUACAACAGACCCCCCCUACAAUCUUCAGCAUGCUUCUUUCUAAUACCUUUCGAACACAGAUGCUUACGAGCACGUGCCGGAUACAGUAUAACCUCGCCGCCUUCCCUUUCGACCACCAAGAACUGCGCGUCGUUUUGUUCAUACUACCACAGGUAUUAUUCUUCAGUGUUGUACAUUGGAAGUUGUUGAUGUUGCUCGAAAAUAGCAGAAGGAGCUUGACGCACGAUCACAGAUUGUCGGGCCACUACGACAUGAUAUGAAACUGGAAGCAUGCUGCACUAUGUAUAAUUGUAGUCAUAUUGAAAUCAUGCACUAUGCAUUGUAGUCUUGUCUAUCAAUCUCUCACAAGAACAAAAGCAAAACAGGCCGGCCUCCAGUGGGAGAUAAAGCUAGGAGAAUUAAUGCCAGCUGCUGUGGCAGCCCUCGAAACAAGUUGGAAGGAUCCUGAUUGGGCGCUUAUUCCCGGUUCUUUUUAUUAAGGCAGGAGCUUAACGAAGAGCUGCACUUCUCUCCUUCUAGUUUCCUCCUCGACUUUUACGUCUUGAUUGAGCUUAACGAAGAGCUGCACUUCUCUCGACUUGAGACUCUAAUUCCUUCUGGAAAGAGAAAGGCACAGUAUCUACGGCGACCGCAUUUUAGUGAACAUCAAAGUGCGCCGGCUUUAUGCCUGGUACUAUUUUUUUAUGUUUUCAUCUCGUUAUAAAAUAUUAUAUUAUGUCAUCAGUUUUUACCAUUCAACAUCUUCAUCUCAAAUGAAUCUCAAGGUAUCUGUGGAAUUUCUUUUUGAUCAUUUUUCUGGUGACGACAUUGGCAUUUUCCGGUUUUGUGUGGAACGAAGAAGAAGAGCGAGAGGAGAACUACGAUAAAAUGAACGUUGUGUUAUGAUGAUAAGAUGAACGUUCACGUUGUGUUAUGACGAUAAGAUAGAUGAAUGUUUGCUGUGUUAUGUAUGACGAUAAGAUAGAUGAAUGUUUGUUGUGUUAUGAUGAUAGGAUGAACGUUGUGUUACGAAAUACAACAGGUUUGUUCCACACAAUCAUACAACUACAAGAACAAGACCGCGCAGUGAGGAGCAGCUUCCUUCUUCUUCCCGAUUCAUAAUGGAAAAAUUGUGCGAGCCAUCUAAUCCCCGUUAGUAGUCGUAACCCCUACGAUUCGAUUUCGAUCUCUCUCCUCGCUUUGCUGACGAUCGUCAGUUUCAAGUCCUACAUGGGUGGCCAUUUUCUUCCGCGAGUGGCCUACAUGACGUUAAGACUAGUACCACUGUAAUCCAUCUCUUCUAGUUGUUCUAAUAUGUAUGUGGAUUGAUGGUUUCUAAAGUGCAAGUGGUAUGAUAUUCACAGGGACGAAAACUAUAACUAAGAGAAUGUUGAUCAGAAAAAUACUUCUUCACAGGAGUGUUAGAUAGAAGAUGGUAGCACAUACUGAUAGAUACUUCACAGGAGUGUUAGUUUUUAGAUCUUAGCGCCACUCCAGGUCCACGUCUACAGCUCUAACUACGAUGUUGGACAUCUAUACCAUGAGUUAGAUGAUAGUACUAGUACUCUACAGCUCUAACUACGAUGUUGGACAUCUACACUAUGGUGAGCUUAACGACGUGCAUGGCCACCAUCCUCCUCCAUUGUCUCCGCAUCUAUUUCCGCUUCACGCAUCGUACUUAAGGCCCAUAUUUCCCAAAGCUGUUGAUGUUGUUCCGUAAGGAGUAGGAGAGAAAAAAAACCCGAGAUGAUGAAUCCCAAGUUUUUUGGCGUUGAUAAAACUUUGGAAAAACAAGGCGCACCUGGUCGUGGAGUCUACACAGAUCUUUUGUGAGAACGAAUGAAUGAGUAGGCUUUAACGUACUGAAAUCAGCCUAGCGUCGGGUCUGUAUUUCGCUUACCUGUGCGGCUUUCACGGCAUGUUCGCGCACAAAGCUCUAGUGUAUAUUCGGGAGGCGAGGUCGCAGAAGCAUCCACGAUUAACGUUAGGGGCACUUCGAGAGCAGUUGACGUUUAUGGUAAUCAAUGUAGCAAAGAUACAACAGAACAGUUAUUUAUACUGCUGAAAAAAAAGAUGCCAUCUUCACAAAAAUUCCAUCAUAGAAGAGCCCUUUUAAUCAACUACAAUUUGCUCCAGUUCAGUCUAAAUCGUCUUCUUCUAAAUUGAUAGACGGUCUGCGAACGGGAGUGAACUCUUUACUGCGGAAAACAUGGACUUCGUGCAGUAUUUGCAACAUACCUGGGACCUCUGGGAGCAGGUUGACGGAGGAGGACAUUGUAGGGGAUAGACGUAUCGUAGGGAAGGAUAGACGUGAACAGAGCGGAGACAGCAUUCUCGUCGAGACCGAUAUUCAGGGUGGAUCCAAUGUUAAGACUCUGCUUCGUGGAAGGUAGUCAUGAGUCCUCGUCUUCGCUUUAAGAUACAACUCAAGGAGGACAAUAUUUUUUUCGAAUUUUUCGAAAUCUAAGGAUCCGUGUACUUCACCACCUGUAGGAGGUCGGAAAAAAAGACGUUCGAUGCCUUGGGGCACACAUGCCAGCUGGGUGUCUGCUCACGACCGCCCCUCAGCCUCUUUCCGAAAUGGCGUUCUUCCUGUGCUGAUUGAUGGUGUUGAACAGGACGCCAGAAACGGAAUGUUGACAGGAGAAGAGGGGGGAGCUAACUGCAAAGAUCAAUUAUGGAACGAGUUUUCGAGACUAUAAAAUACUACUUAGAUGUUGAACAAGCGAUUGUAACAAUAUGAUUAAAUCUACUUUAGUAGUAUCCAACUACAUCAGGUUUUUUUUUUUUAGUAUCAACCACCUUCUUCUGAUUUCACUAAAGCGUCUUCUUAAUACCUUAAAUAAACUUGAACUUGUUCCUUUUAACAAUUUCAAUGAAUUGGAGUCAAUUCUUGCUUUCCUACUUAGCUUCUAUCGCUAAUAUGAGUGAAGCGUCUUCGUAGCAAUUGCUUUCGCAGUGGCCAUCACAAGCACAAAGAGGACAAAUUACUAAGGAACCACGCAGGACACGAGCACGACGACAACGGCGCUCUUACCAGUGGGAAGAUGAACAAGCAGGCAGAUAAAAAGAAAUUUAUGGUCUCAAAUAAAGUAUCUAUGGAAAAGUGUUAAUACCUGCUUCAAAGCAUAGUUCUCAAAUAAAGUGUUAAUGCCUGCUUCUGAGCAUAUUAGUCGUGACAAUAGAGAUUGAAGACACAGAACCUGGUUUCAGAUUCCUCUACCUACCUCUUCCUUACCCCCGCAUCUUUCAUGACUCCCAAGAAGUGCUGGGGCUACCAUGGCAGUUCGCGGGAUAAAUCUACGGCUUUCUGCGAAGUCGACGCUCGUGGUCUCAGCACGUAGGCGUUGGAGGGUUUUUUAAGGCUUGAUAUCGAUUUAGAUUCUCAGUGAUUUACGAUGUUAUACUUAUUGUUCUACCACUACCUAGAUGAAGUAUCGUUCAGAUGAAAACGACUAGCUGCAGAGUUGUGAUUAUAUAUAUGAGUGUGCAACAAAAAUGUACUUCAUCUUCAACGAUCAUCGGAUGUCAUGCCAUUGUAUGGCACCAGGUUAAAAUUUACAUCUGCGUCGUGUGCCUUGCUCGUCCACACUAUGCUACCUAGUCCAGCAAAAAUCAAAAAAAUCAGUACUCAAAUAGUCUUGAGACAGUGCCUCGUGCGAGGUAAAUGCAUGAAUGUAUAUUUAAUAGGUUACCUUUUAUUUUACGUAGUAACUUAAUCAAAAUCACUAGAAGAGAGUAGCAUCAGACAGUUGUAAAGUACUUAAGAUUUUUGAGUUUGAGUAACAUCGACUCGAACUACUUACUAGAAGUUAACGGCAGCGCCCUCUCCGGAGCAGACUGCGUCUUGUGUUUUCUCUCUCUGGUGGAUACAGGGGCAGGACUCUCGUCAAAGGUUGUUGGUCGAGGUGCGGCGCUUUACCUCUGGGAGAACGAUUCGGGUGGUCGUCCCCGUUUUUCCCUACCGCGAGGCAUGGUGGGCGCCUCCGCAGGUUCUCCUCAGGUUUGUUGCCUCCGUCGGAGGUUGUUGCUGACUUCUAGUAAGCAGCUCGAGUGGAUGUUACUACUGAAAAUCUAUCUUAGUUUACUGUCUGAGGCAAUCGCAGCAUAGAAAGCUGGUGAUUAGAAAUCAAAACCAACAGGCGUUGACGUUGUGAUAUAAUCCUAUGAUAGAAUUUAUUUGAGUUUGAGUACUUACUUAGUUUAUUUAGCUCGCGAUUACAUUGACCACCACGACACCGACACGAAACCAAAAUCAUGGCAUAUUCGAAAGAUUUUGCGACCAUAAUAUUCUUGAGGAGUUCAGCCCUCGGAGUUGAGCAAUGUCGAUGUCGAUCUAAGUAAGUAUAUCUUUCCAUAAGCUUGAGGCUGAGAUUGUAAUUAGAAGUGUUUUUUUCCUAUGAAGAGAUCGAACGCUGCACAGCUGUACUUUCAGAGAAAAUAAUACCUUUUUCACCACAUCAUAAAACGUACCAGAACAAAGUCGUACCAACGUAGUAGAGAAGUUGGACGCUCUUCAUAUACAAGAACCUUUCUUAUAGGAUACAACUUUUUAUUCUCAUGAUUUCUUUGUUUCCUAGAAAUUCACGAAGGCAAAGUUGUAUGAGAAAUCAUAAUAUGGUGCUGGUGUCGUACUUCUAGUUGAAAUCUCGUGCAUGAUUGGUGAGAAGAAACUAGUGUUAAAGAUGUAGUAAAGACAGAGCCCUAUAAUUGACAAUGUAGUAAAGAAAGAGCCCCUUGCACUUCAAAGAUGAGUUGUAUCAAUCUGCUCACAUCAUCGACCAAACACGAGCAAUAUGCUGAGGAACAAGCAUGUCGAACAACAUUCGUUUUUUGAUUUUUUUUGGCGUGACAUCGACAGCUGCAAGGCAGCGUCUUUUCAGCAGUGAUGUCCUUAUUUCCUUCCUCCGAACACACUCUUGUUGAUGAACACAAAGUUUCACACACUCCUGUUGAUGAACAUGAGCAAGUCAUCAUGGUGCUUUCACGUCAUU
Amoebophrya sp. A25 is the source of this 5159-nucleotide messenger RNA. Lineage: Eukaryota; Dinophyceae; Syndiniales; Amoebophryaceae. The record is from the annotation of a GenBank genome assembly.